This is a messenger RNA of Colius striatus (speckled mousebird), 1817 nucleotides long. It is a transcript of the gene SHMT2, whose product is annotated as serine hydroxymethyltransferase 2. The record is from RefSeq and is a predicted model, not a curated record. The coding region runs from base 117 to 1619 and encodes 500 amino acids. The transcript has 12 exons. Gene Ontology annotation, biological process: regulation of oxidative phosphorylation; folic acid metabolic process; L-serine catabolic process. Gene Ontology annotation, molecular function: mRNA 5'-UTR binding; pyridoxal phosphate binding; mRNA regulatory element binding translation repressor activity. Lineage: Eukaryota; Metazoa; Chordata; Aves; Coliiformes; Coliidae. Gene Ontology annotation, cellular component: nucleus; mitochondrial matrix; mitochondrial inner membrane.
CCCCCCGCCCCCCGGUAACGCUCGCGCGGUGUCGCCGGGGCGGGAGAAGCCGACGGGCACCGGGACGGGACGGGCAGCGGGGCCGGGGCCGGGACCCCCCUGCAGCACCCAGCGCGAUGUGGCCGCUGCGCCUGGGCAGGGCCCUGCAGCGCUGUGCUGGCUGGGCAGGCAGCAGCCAACGGGCACAGCGUGGCACAGCCGCGGCACCGGCCACCGGGCACGUGCCCAGCUGGACGGGGCAGGAGAGUCUGGCUGAGAGUGACCCUGAGCUCUGGGCCCUGGUGCAGAAGGAGAAGGAUCGACAGUGCAGGGGGCUGGAGCUCAUCGCCUCCGAGAAUUUCUGCAGCAAGGCAGCACUGGAAGCUCUGGGCUCCUGCCUCAACAACAAGUACUCAGAGGGGUACCCUGGCAAGAGGUACUAUGGAGGAGCCGAGGUGGUGGAUCAGAUCGAGCUGCUGUGUGAGCAACGAGCUCUGGAGGCGUUUGACCUGGAUCCUGCCCUCUGGGGUGUCAAUGUUCAGCCUUACUCAGGCUCUCCAGCCAACUUUGCAGCCUACACAGCCCUGCUGCAGCCCCACGACCGCCUCAUGGGGCUGGACCUGCCUGAUGGGGGCCACCUCACCCAUGGCUACAUGUCAGAUGUCAAGAGGAUCUCAGCCACAUCCAUCUUCUUCGAGUCCAUGCCCUACAAGCUGGAUCCGUCCUCGGGGCUGAUCGACUACGAGCAGCUGGAGCUGACGGCGCGGCUGUUCCGGCCGCGGCUGGUGGUCGCCGGCACCAGCGCCUACGCUCGCCUCAUCGACUACGGCCGCAUCAAGAAGGUGUGUGAGGAGCUGAAGGCAUACCUGCUGGCAGACAUGGCUCACAUCAGUGGGCUGGUGGCAGCCAAGGCCAUCCCCUCGCCCUUCGAACACGCCGACCUGGUCACCAGCACCACGCACAAGACCCUGCGCGGCGCCAGGUCAGGGCUGAUCUUCUACCGCAAAGGCGUGCGCUGGGUGGAUCCCAGGACGGGCAAAGAGACUCUGUACGACCUGGAGGACAGGAUCAACUUUGCUGUGUUCCCAUCCCUGCAGGGGGGGCCCCACAACCACGCCAUCGCUGCUGUGGCCGUGGCCCUCAAGCAGGCCAGAUCUCCAGCCUUCCGCCAGUACUGCCAGCAGGUGCUGAGCAACGCCAAAGCCAUGGCACAGGCGCUGCUGCAGCGCGGCUACACCCUGGUGUCAGGUGGCACUGACAACCACUUGGUGCUGGUGGACCUGAGGCCCAAGGGCAUCGAUGGGGCACGGGCAGAGCGGGUGCUGGAGCUGGUGUCCAUCACUGCCAACAAGAACACGUGCCCAGGGGACAGGAGUGCCCUCACGCCCGGGGGGCUGCGCCUGGGUGCCCCAGCCCUCACGUCCCGCAGCUUUCGGGAGGAGGAUUUCCAGCAGGUCGUGGCUUUCCUUGACGAGGGCAUCUCCCUGGCCCUGGAUGUCAAGAGCAAAACCACCAAGCUCCAGGACUUCAAGACCUUCCUGCUGCAGGACACGGAGACCCAGCAGCGCCUGGCUGAGCUGAGGCAGCGUGUGGAGACCUUUGCUCGUGCCUUCCCCAUGCCUGGCUUCAGUGACCACUGAGCCUGCCAGGCCAGGGCUCCCCAGGCUCCUGGGGGGGCUUAAACCCACCCUCUGCAUCCUCACCCACCCCCCUCCCCAGCACCUUUGCUCUCAGUGUUAAGGAACAGAGGCCCCAGGGAGUCUCUGCUCUGUCCCAGCAGUUCUGGCACUUUUCUACAGGGGAUGGGGGGCUUGCUAAUAAAACGAGGCAGAUCCUGC